Molecule: messenger RNA, 2247 nt
Organism: Aureobasidium subglaciale EXF-2481
Lineage: Eukaryota; Fungi; Ascomycota; Dothideomycetes; Dothideales; Saccotheciaceae
Exons: 4
Coding region: 1-2247 (748 amino acids)
Source: RefSeq, a predicted model, not a curated record
AUGUGGAGCAACCAUUCGAUUGGUCCAAGAUUCAAGACAGGAUCGGAAAUUCAUGGGACAAAUCUGGCUAGGUACACUGCCCCUUGCGAAUGCGCAAGCUGCAGACAGCAAUUCGUUCCGCCAGAACUUCAAAAGGCCUUUUGUCACAAGUACGAGAACAUGGUCAGGCCGCAGGAAGCAGAGGUGUCCCUUGCCAAGUUUGUCAGCCAGAUCAACAUCGACAGAGCUCACCUGGCCGAAUUGUGUAGCAUAUUUGGAAACACGAUACUUAGUCGAUGGAGGAAAAAGAGUCGUGACAAGCGUGAAGCACUCUUGAUCCAAGCAGACCCAACCAUGGAGAAAAAAGCUUGGUACAGAUUACGCUUCGAUGCUGAAGAGAUAUCUGGACCCACUGCCCGUCAACAACACCGGAAUAAUUGGCUACUACCAUACAUGAGCGUGGAAAUCAUGAAGUCAAGCCCAAACAUUCUCUUCGGACUGGUUCAGAACCGGAUUCAGUAUUCUCCACAGGAGUGGGCCGCGUCUGACAGCAACACGGUCAAGCAGGGCUUCGCCACUGGAUAUCUUGGCAUGGAGUAUUGUGGCCAUAGUUGCGUCGUUAUGCAUGGUCUGGACUACGGCGAAUUGGUUCCUUGGAACAAAGAGGCUGCGGAGCGCUGGGAUAUUGUUGGCUAUCCGCGUGCGCGCUUGGUCAUCGAGGCCCAGGCUGUCAUACUCUCUCGACUUCGCUCCAUCGUGGAACUCAUACUUGGAGGCGUUCAUCCUGACAGCUUAGAAGCCUCAGACAGAUGGCAAGAAACGGUACAAGCCGGUUUCAAGCAGACCAGCAACGUUGAAAUGUGGUCGGAAUACGUCAAUCAACCCUUCUCAAGCCCUCAAAGAUUCGACGUGGAACACUACUGCUCCGUGUCACAGGCUCGAAUGCAAGCAGCUCAGGACCACCUCUGGCUGCUACAGACAGACCCCUCAUACACUUGUUCGCGCUGGCGUAUAUUGUACGAGGAGUGGUCCCAUAUGAAGGACCUCUGCGAUCAUUUUCGAGACAACGUUCAUCCAGCACAGCCGUUGCCACGUCAAGUCGAGCAUAGUCUCGCUCUCUUGGAGGCAGCUCUCGUUCAGUACAUGGACAAAACAAUAAGACAUUUUACCGCUUGGAUCUCUCAGAGUCCUGGUUUCAAGGACAACUACAAGGUCACACUACACUGGAUUGUCUUCCAAUGUACGGGAGACACAGAUAAUGACAAACGAUUGGAUCACCCGGAGCUUUUCGCAAAGCUGGAGGCAUAUCUGGCCGAGGCAGAUGAGAAGGAGCGUGAUCGGUUGGACGAGACCGUGUAUGCGAGGCCUUCAGAAUUUGCGGCCCUGCAUGAAAUGCUUCUAGCAGUAAGAUCCCAUCGCCCUUCCUUCUUCCGUCGAGACGAACAAGGCUUGAGCGACCUGCGCAAGACGAACUCGACCGCGUAUACCAGGGGACUUGCUCUUGAGGGGGCCGCUGAAGAGGCAGUUUGCUUCCCAUGGAAAUCUCUGGAGACUUUCGACCAGACACAACCCGCGGCAGGCCGUAGAGAUGAAGCAUGGCUUGAAAAGAGGACCAUGGAGCGUAAAUUCCUCACGAGAUUCUGGGAUCAAGCGCUUGAAGCUCUGCGUGGUAUGAUGACUUAUACACGAAUGGAGCCGAGGGAGAUUGAAGACACCAUUUCCCUCAUCUCUGUAUCACGCAGCUCAGAAUACCAGAAGCUGGUUGAAAGCGAAAGACUCGAGGUUCUGGAAGCCAUCAAGUCGGCCACUGUAACCCAGAUCCCAACUCGGAGCACUCUCUGGGAUCAAGGUCCAGACAUCUCAAAGCUCGUCAUCGAAGAAAGAGCCCCAAAACCCAAGACCCGUCCCUCAGGACCCAUCAACGAACCUAUCGCACCCGAACCCAUCGAAGACACACCCUCAACCCAACCCAUCCCAACAACCCCUCGCGCCCUCGAAGUCCUCAAAAAAAUGUUCCCAACCACCGCCGAAGAAACAGCCGCAAAAACCACAGACUGGGACCUCUUCGUCCACGCCAUGAAUGAUCUCAAUUUCGCCGCUCGCAACUCAGGUGGUUCGGCCGUUGCAUUUGAGCAUGCGAGCAAGAGAAAAAUCAUCUUUCAUCGUCCUCAUCCUGUUGCAAAGAUUGAUAGUGUGAUGUUGCAGUCGAUGGGCAAGAGGAUGAAGAAGCAUUUUGAGUGGUGUAGAGAAAGGUUUGUGGAAACUUAG